UUGCUUUGCAGUUGCUACAGCAACAUCAGGUUUCUCCAGCAACCUUUCAGUGUUCUGUAGCACCACAACCCAAAACAAAACACCACAAAUGUGUACUGUAUAUGAAAUAGCAUAAUUGUGCUAUAAAACACUUUAAUUAUUAAUUCCCUCCGUCAGUAAGUUUAUGUUCAGCAGCGGCUACCAUAUGGUGCAGACAAACUGGUAAUAAGAUCAGUCUGACAUGGCUCUUUCUUCUCCUUCCCAACUAUCCUUUCAUUUCUACGGUAUGUUUCGCCAAUGUAUGUAACAGAAGAAAACAAGAAAACCGACAGUACAAUGGAUUGAGAGCUUGUUAGUCGUUACUGGAAAGAGAAGAGGGACUUGGAGGAUUCCAGAUGGAAGGGACACCAAGUCAGGAGAAUGUGCCAGUGCAGGCCUUGCAGUUUAUCAAAGCAGAGCUCUCACGAACACAGAAGUCUAUCACAGAACUCCAGAGUGAAAGACGUUUAUUAAGGAAGCAACUGAGCAGAUGGACUGGUGCUGUCCAAGUGCUUCAAGAGUCUCAAGAAGAUGUUCAUUGCAGAUUAGAGGCUAAAAUUGAAGCUCUAACUGAGAGCAGUGAGUGUUUGAGAACAGAACUGCACCAGCUAAGGCAAAAUGUACAGAAUGGUCAGAAAGAUUCAGAUGCUGCCAGCAAACAGCAGAUUAAAUGGCAUCCUGGUGAUUUCACAAGCCUAUAUAAACAAAUCUCACAAACAAAACCAUUAAAGGCAAUGCACCAGCCCUCCAAGUUAAAAGAGGAAUGCAUUAAAAUGCCACCUGCCUGUGAUUCCAUUAUUUUGGAUGAAAGUAAUUUAUUUCAGGAGGGUAAUUUAAUCAAGGGAUUUCCAAGUUUCCAAAGUUCACAAUCUGCAACCCAGAGUGAAAAAGAUUCUUUGAGGACACAAAAUGGAGAAACAUUGGCACAUAUGAGACACUUAUGUGAGUCAAUAAAAGCCGUUUCAAGACAUAAAACCCAAGAGGGAAAUGAAAAUCCUAGUUGUUUAAAGAAUGAGAGCUUAAGACCAGUGAAAGGCAAUGUUGCACCAAGAGAAGAUGUAGACAAUUCGCAGUUACUAAAACGUACUGAAACAUCACCAAUGAUGAAAGAAGAAGAACUUCAGGCUUUGGUCAAGAAACUAAAGGAUGCAUUAUCUAUCCAUAUACACCCAGGACAUCUUCCUGGGCCAAAACAAGAGCUGUUACACACAGCAGGGCAGGUCUGUACUUCAUACUCUACCCUCCUUAACAAAGUAAUUCAAGCAACCUCAAAAUAAGGAUAUUGACAACAAAAACACAUCCCCCAUAGUUUAUAUAAAAUGAUUUUGUCAUAUUGGGGAAAACAUGACCUAUCAUUGUAACUCACACAUGGCAGACUGUCGUGGAUGACUAAUGCGAUCAGAAACUAAGCAGCCAAUUAGAGGCAUAAGAUAUUGUCCUCUGUGAGAGAUAACGUUCAUAUAAAGAAAUCAAAAUCAAUGUUUUGUUUUUAAUGUUGUAUUUUAAUAAAUUAUGGUUAAGUUAAUUUUAAUGUGGCAAAAUGAAGCAAUUUUAAAGUAAAUAUUGAGGCUUGCCCUUAUUUACAAUUAACUUUAAUGCAGCUUAUCUUCAACAAAGGUCUUCUUUUAAAGCACACGGAUCUGUCCCAAAGUGCAUUCAGUUCUGUUUAUUACACUCCACCAACCCAAUUCCUAACAUCAGUUACUUAUGCACUGAAUAACACUCCAGCAUCUGAAACGUAAGACUGAUAUCUGUCCAAUUGGACUGCUAUAUCAUGCUGAUGAAUGUCCUGCUAUUCAGGGAACAAAAUGGAGGUGCAGGGUUUAUAAUUCCUAGUAACAUAACAACAUGAUAUAGGUGCAUACAUAGAAUAAGAGAGGUAUUUACUUAAACUCUAAUUUCGACCUAAAACCCAUCCACGAAUUAACCUUAUUUAUUAUAAAUUACGCAAAAAAAAAGUCGGUAUGGGAAAAGUCUUGAAAAAAUUGGAAUUGUACGACUUUUUUGAGCUGUAAGCCGAUAGCCUCGACUUUUUUGGAUUAUUUUACGAAAAAUAGAAUAGAUCACAAUGUCAAGAAACAUCUUCAAAUUGUAAAAGGA
Molecule: messenger RNA, 2118 nt
Organism: Xenopus laevis (African clawed frog)
Lineage: Eukaryota; Metazoa; Chordata; Amphibia; Anura; Pipidae
Product: dystrotelin
Exons: 7
Coding region: 375-1295 (306 amino acids)
Source: RefSeq, a predicted model, not a curated record